Molecule: messenger RNA, 1332 nt
Organism: Ascochyta rabiei
Lineage: Eukaryota; Fungi; Ascomycota; Dothideomycetes; Pleosporales; Didymellaceae
Exons: 3
Coding region: 1-1332 (443 amino acids)
Source: RefSeq, a predicted model, not a curated record
AUGACCACAGGAGCUCCGGGUAUUGAUCAGGGAGUACCAAAUGAAGACCAGGGUCCGGCCAUCCUGGGGGCUACACUGACAGUCACCAUUGCAGCCUUGAUCACAAUGGUGACGAGACUGUUUGUGAGAAUACGAAUGAUUCGCAACGUAGGAUGGGAUGAUUAUGUGAUGGUUUCGUCCAUGAUACUGUGUAUCGUGGGCCAAAUUAUCAUCAUUCCCGAAGUCCACCUCGGAGCUGGACGACACAAAGAGUACAUCGACGCGAGCGACUUCGCCAACGGCUUCAAACUCAACUUCAUCACCCAGAUUCUCUACCUUUUCGCCAUCUGUCUCGUCAAACUCUCAGUCGGUUUCUUCUUGCUUCGCAUCGCAGUCACCCGUGUCUACAGACGCAUCAUCAUCGGCGUCAUGGCCUUCAUGGCCUUCUACACCAUCGGGUGCUUUUUCACGCUUGUCCUGCAGUGCACGAAUCUCGCGGUGCAGUGGGAUCCUACCGCCACGGGAACGUGCUGGCCUCCGCACACCAUCAAGGCGCUCAGUUAUACAAACGUGACACUGAACGUCUUCACAGACAUACUACUCAGCUUCGCAAUCCCCAUUCCACUACUCUGGGGGCUGCAGAUGAACAAGCCACAAAGGCUAUCACUGAUAUGCGUUUUCGGCCUCGGAAUCUUCGCCACAGCCGCAGCACUGGCGCGAAUCACCUUCCUGACCUCGUACGGCAAAACCGCCGACUGGCUCUGGGACUCAAGCAACCUAACCAUCUGGGCUGUGGUUGAGUCAAACAUAGGGAUCAUCGCCGGCAACCUACCAUGUCUGAAGCCCCUAUUCCGCGCGGUCCUAGGCAGCACGUACGGCCGAGGCUCCCACAAAACCACCGUGCCGCCGACAUACAGCCACGCAUCGCGACCGUACGAGUCCAGCACGGGACAGCAGAGUGUCAACGCCAAAGGCUGGUCUGCGCUGGCGAGCACCAGAACCGUGGGGCGCGGUCGUGAUAACGAAUGUGAUGUCGAUCGUGAUGUCGAUCGUGACACCGAGUUCCCGCGCUCCUACUCCACAAAGGGGAGCUACCUCCUCACGACCAUCAACGCAGACCGCGAUCGCGACCGCGACCGCGACCUCAACCCAACAAGAGCGAGUAUGGGCGCUGGCGCUGACGCGGGGGAAAGCACGCGGAAGAGCAGCCAAGAGGGCCUGACGCGAAUGCCGGCGCCAAGCGGGUUUAGCGGAAUUAAAGUCGAAACCGAGGUGAAUGUCGUCGAGUCGCCCAGUGCGUCGGAUUUUGGAUUUGUGGAUGCGGAGAGGAGGGAGGGAAGGGAUUGUAUUUAG